Messenger RNA from Acaulospora morrowiae, 333 nucleotides. The record is from the annotation of a GenBank genome assembly. Lineage: Eukaryota; Fungi; Glomeromycota; Glomeromycetes; Diversisporales; Acaulosporaceae.
AAUCACCGAUAGUUGCCAUAGAACAUUAUGGCACAAAUGACACACUAGAUAUAUGGACUUCGAAUAUCCUGGUGGGAGUCUAUGAAACGCGACUCAGGGACAGUACGAUCGCGGUGAUCUCCUUUUUAAUCAGACAGUGGCAGUGGGAUGAGUAUGUUCAACAAUGUGCUUGUGUAUCUUUGCGUAAAACCAAUCUGAAUUUGAGAAUUCGCGGAAUAAACAUUACACCUUCAUACGACAUUUUCUUUGGGCAAAUGAUUAACUGUUCCUACUUUUUACAGCCAAGAUCCGAAAAAGACAAAAAGGUGAACGCGUGGGAAUUGAGCAUCAGGG